Messenger RNA from Prorocentrum cordatum, 400 nucleotides. NCBI's taxonomy places the organism in Eukaryota, Dinophyceae, Prorocentrales, Prorocentraceae. The record is from the annotation of a GenBank genome assembly.
GUUCUCGGCUACCUUGCUUCCGCCGCUGGGCGCGCGCUCCUCGCGCGCCCGGGCACGACGGUGUGCGACUACGGCUGCGGCAGCGGCGUGCUGGGCAUCGCGGCCCUCGCCCUCGGGGCGGCGCGGGCCGCAGGCGUGGACGUGGAGCCCACGUCGCUGGCGGCGGCGGCGGAGAACGCGGCCGCGAACGGAGCCGUGCUGCCGACCGUGCCCAGAGGCGCGGCGUCGGAAGGCGCCGCGCGGCCCUGGCGCGGAGACGACGGGCCGUGCGGCGGCAGGCCGCUGGAGCUCUACUUGCCCCCCGCCGAGGCGCUGGAGAGCGACCUGGACUUCUUCUGCCGGUUUGGAAACUGGCAGAAUGUGGAGGCCACGCGAGGCUGGCCCCUGUUGCCUACACGCG